Molecule: messenger RNA, 2294 nt
Organism: Cydia pomonella (codling moth)
Lineage: Eukaryota; Metazoa; Arthropoda; Insecta; Lepidoptera; Tortricidae
Exons: 2
Coding region: 180-2291 (703 amino acids)
Molecular function (GO): zinc ion binding; nucleic acid binding
Source: RefSeq, a predicted model, not a curated record
GGCGGCAGUCGGCUAUCAUCGGUGCUAGCGUAAACGUCUUGAGCAAAGAAAGAUUAGUGAUUAACUAGUGCGAAUAUUUGUAACCUUAAUCUGUUGUGAUCUGAAAUAUAACAGUUAUCCAGACGAGUUGAGGAGUUUUAUUACAAGUCAGAAGUUGGAUUGAGCUUACGUUGCUCGCCAUGCCGGACGGAAAAAAUGAUGCGGAAGGGCACACGCCGAGGCGCCCCAAGUGUAAGCGCAGGAGAAGGAGGUCCACGACACCAGAACGCGCUGGCGAAGCUUCUGACGAUGAGCAGAGUUACACGCCGAAGCGCCCCAAACGUAAGCGCAGGAGAAGGAGAUCCAUGACACCAGAUGACGCUGGCGAAACUUCUGGUAAGAGGAGCCGAACGGGAGUAACUGCAGAUGAACUGUUGAAGAUAAUAACUGCGCUUCAAGGAGUACCAAGUAAGAGCACUUCCACUAAUAAUGUUGUUCCGGAAUUCGACCCUAACAACAGAGCUCAAGAUGUCGAACGAUGGAUCAAGAAGGUGAACGAGUGCGCCGAGAUUUAUUCUUGGGAUGAGAAGCAGAUAAUACACUAUGCGCUCCAGAAGUUACGUGGAUUAGCUAAAAGUUGGUACGAGUCCCUGCCAUCCCUCAGUUACUCGUGGGAUGUCUGGCAGAGUAAAUUAAUGAAAGCUUUCCCGAAUGAUGUCAAUUAUGGUAAACUACUAGAUGAAAUGUUAAGCCGAAGAUCUCGCACAGAUGAAACUCUUAGAGAUUAUUUUUAUGAGAAAUUAGCGUUGUUGAGUCGGUGCGAGAUUGUCGGUCGGAAGGCAGUUGAUUGUAUAAUCUAUGGGAUCAAUGACAGCUCAGUUAGAAACGGAGCCCAAGCCCUCAAAUGUGAGGAACCGGAGGACCUGUUAAAUUAUUUAGCAUCUCAACAGUCCACGCAAUCUAAAGACGCAUCAAGGGGCCCGUUAGCUUCAAAUUCAUUAAAGAGACGCGACUUUCGUAGUAACCCUUCUGACAAAAGCACUGUUAGCAAUAGGGGAGCAGACUCCACUUGUUUUAAUUGUCAUGAGCGGGGCCAUGUUUACCUGAAUUGUCCCAAACCAAUCGUCAAGUGCGGCAAAUGCCAUAGAGUAGGGCAUAAUGACGAAAAUUGCUCUAGGAGACCGUUACAAACGCAUUCGCGUAAUACCAGUAGCUCAAGCAGUCAGCCUACUGACAAAAAGGUGCUAAAAGUAGCUGUAGAUGUUGAUAGUUCAAUAUUAGAUAAGGUCGAAACAAGAGCAUCCUUUGACAUGAAAGCGUCUAAAAGUUGUUCCAGCACUUCUAAUCAUGCUAACCCUUUUAAUGAGAGCGUAGAUGACUCCGCAAACGAGAAGUUUUAUAAGACUAUUUGCGUUAACGGACAAAUGUUAGGCGCUUACAUUGACUUUGGGUGUGCGCGUAGUCUAAUGCGGUAUACAGAUGCAGUCGCGUUAGGAUUAAUAAAAAGUGAAAGCACAUUGUUGCCCACCUUAAGAGGAUUUGGUCAUUCGGCGGUCGUGCCUAAAGCCAAGGCUACUGUCCAUGUUAGGAUUGACGAAGUUGAGAUGGAGUUGAAUGUUUUGGUUGUGGAUGACAUGUAUUUGGAAGAUUCACUGAUGAUCGGACGGGACUUUACAGAAAAGCCAUGUGUAACAGCAUUGAAAAAUAAUAAACAAUUAUUCCUUUAUCAUACUCCUUCUGAACUUUCCGAAAAUCAAAAUCAGGCUAUCGGUCUUUAUGUCUUUAAAGAUGCUACAGUAGUAAAGGGAGGUUUAUUAGAGGUAUGUACAAAAGAGACUUACACUGGCAACGUUUACUCGGACGGUGGAACCAGGAUGAGUCCCAAUCAAGAAUAUCACUUACACCAGGGUUAUUAUGAGGUGAAGGAGAGUAGAGCAGUAGUAUUUGUAACUUCAUUAACUAAAGCGCCGCUCAACUUUAGGGCAGGGACAUUAAUAGCGAGAGUCAAUCCAAUUACAGAAGUCAAGACUUUGAUUGUUCAGGCUGAAGACAAUGAAAGGGGAAUGAAGCCGAUUGAGAAAUCUGAAAUUAGAGUAGGCAAAGGGGUCGAUGAGAAAACCCGCGAGAAACUUCAUCAGCUCCUCCAGAAAUAUAGAUCUUGUUUUGCCCAAAACCUUAACGAGCUAGGAUGUGCUAAAGAUGCUAUUAUGGAUAUAGAUUUACAUGAUAAGACGCCGGUAGUCUAUAGGCCUUAUCGAUUGUCGCAUCCCGAGCGUCAAAAGGUGAGGGAUAUUGUUGAUGAAUUGGUUUAAAAA